ACAUGAUUGAAUGGAAUUUGCUAGAUUUCCUGAAUCACUGUUUAUAAAUCAAACUAAUGUGACACUAUGAAUUUGUACGUGCACGUGCCUUCCCGGUCAGAGGGGAUCGCGCGCACCAGCCAAAUCUUUCACCUUGAUGUCGUUGGACUUUUGACACGCGCUGAUAGUGCGAGCAUGCAGGUUUUUUUAGGCGCCCCUAAAGGUUAUAGCAAAAGAGCCGUGCGACAGCUCACAGUGGUUUCAGAACCUCCAAGAGCACCAUUAGAUUUAAAGAGUGUGGUGUUUUAAGAGUUUUUGGGUUUAGUUUUACCACAUCAUUUUUAAUAGGCUUUUUUUUUUUGGCACAGCCUAUAUUCCCGAAGUCCAAAAGAGUUUCUGAAAUGCGUCUUUCCAGAUCUUUAUCAAUAACAUCAUUAAGUGGGCUUCCACUCUGGGAGGAGGAUAGUCUACCUGUGGAAGAUCUCUUACUCUUUGAGAUUGCAUGGGAAGUAACCAAUAAGGUGGGAGGUAUAUACACUGUCAUUCAGACUAAAGCAAAGAUCACAGUGGAUGAAUGGGGGGAGAACUACUUCAUGAUGGGACCCUACUAUGAACACAACUUCAAGACCCAGGUGGAGCAAUGUGAACCUCCAAACCAAGCCAUCAAAGUUGCCAUGGACUCCUUAAUUAACAAUGGCUGCCAGGUGCACUUUGGUCGCUGGUUGAUAGAAGGUAGUCCAUAUGUUAUCCUCUUUGAUAUUGGGACAGCUGCCUGGAACCUGGACCGCUGGAAGGGGGAUUUGUGGAAUGCAUGUAGCAUCGGGCUGCCCUAUGACGACAGAGAGGCCAACGACUCGCUCAUCUUUGGCUCUCUAGUGGCCUGGUUCUUCAAAGAGUUAACAGACCAACUUAUGCACAAGCUGAAUGUAAUUGCUCAUUUCCAUGAGUGGCAAGCUGGGACCGGACUGGUACUGAGCCGCUCCCGCAAGAUACCACUGGCAACCAUUUUUACCACACAUGCCACCCUACUGGGACGGUACUUGUGCGCAGGUAACGCAGACUUCUACAACAACCUGGACAAGUUCAAUAUAGACCAGGAGGCAGGAGAGAGACAGAUCUACCAUCGGUACUGUUUGGAGAGGGCUUCAGUACACUGCGCACAUGUUUUCACUACUGUGUCCCAGAUCACUGCAGUGGAGGCAAAUCACAUGCUCCAUAGACAAGCAGAUGUUGUCACCCCUAAUGGCCUGAACGUUAGGAAGUUCUCGGCCAUGCAUGAGUUUCAAAACCUGCACUCCACAAACAAAGCCAAGAUCCAGGAGUUUGUAAGGGGGCAUUUCUAUGGCCAUCUGGACUUCAAUCUGGAGAAGACCCUGUUCUUCUUCAUUGCAGGUCGAUACGAGUUUUCUAACAAGGGAGCAGAUCUGUUCCUGGAAUCUCUGUCCAGAUUAAACUAUUUGCUAAGGAUGCAUAAGAGUGAUGUCACGGUGGUUGUGUUCUUCAUCAUGCCUGCCAAGACCAACAACUUCAACGUGGAGUCUCUUAAAGGACAGGCUGUACGCAAGCAGCUGUGGGAUACAGCCCAGUCUGUGAAGGAGAAGUUUGGCAAACGGCUUUACGAGAGCUUGUUAAGGGGUGAGAUCCCAGACAUGAACAAAAUCCUGGACAGAGAUGACUUCACAAUUAUGAAGAGGGCCAUUUAUGCAACACAGAGACACACUCUGCCUCCAGUCACAACUCACAAUAUGCUGGACGACUCCAUGGACCCCAUCCUGAGCAACAUCCGCCGAAUCGGCCUGUUCAAUGGACGCAAUGACAGAGUAAAGAUUGUGUUCCACCCAGAGUUCCUGUCCUCCACCAGUCCUCUUCUGCCAAUGGACUAUGAGGAAUUUGUCCGAGGCUGCCAUCUGGGAGUGUUUCCAUCCUAUUAUGAACCAUGGGGAUACACGCCAGGUGAGUGUACUGUCAUGGGAAUCCCCAGUGUGACCACCAACCUGUCUGGAUUUGGCUGUUUCAUGGAGGAACAUGUCUCGGAGACCUCCGAAUAUGGGAUCUACAUUGUGGACCGGCGGUUCCGUUCUGCAGACGAGUCGUGUAACCAGCUGACUCAGUUCAUGUUUUCGUUCUGUCAGCAGUCGCGACGACAGAGAAUUAUUCAACGUAACCGUACGGAGAGACUCUCUGACCUGCUGGACUGGAGGUACCUUGGACGGUUCUACAUGCAUGCCAGGCAUCUUGCCCUCAGCAGAUCUUUCCCCGCUGAAUUCAAAACGGACCAUCUGAACCUUCCACCGACACAAGGUUUCCGUUACCCGCGACCCUCCUCUGUUCCCCCUUCCCCAUCGGUUUCCAUCCACUCCACCCCUCACCACAGCGAUGAGGAAGAGGAAGAUGACGAGCCAUAUGACGAAGACGAGGAGGCAGAGAGGGACAGACAGAACAUCAAGGCACCUUUCACUCUGGGUGAAGUGCCCGACGGUAAGAAGAAACAACCAGGACAGAAUGAUUAAGAUCUGCACCCUCCUGCAUAUCUCACCUCCACAAUUCAUCCCAGCAUCAGAUCUUAGAACUCUGGAACUUGAGAACUUGUUACUUUAGGACAUGUUUACACUGACUACCAUAUGAGAGUGUGAUACAUUUUCAUUCUGACUAUAGCUUUUGGAUGAAUUGAUGAGAAAAUUUCAUUAAAACAUUAAAACCUACUGACAUGAGCUAAAACAGUGGUUCUCAG
Messenger RNA from Xyrauchen texanus (razorback sucker), 2710 nucleotides. It is a transcript of the gene gys2, whose product is annotated as glycogen synthase 2. Gene Ontology annotation, biological process: glycogen biosynthetic process. Gene Ontology annotation, cellular component: cytoplasm. NCBI's taxonomy places the organism in Eukaryota, Metazoa, Chordata, Actinopteri, Cypriniformes, Catostomidae. The coding region runs from base 381 to 2489 and encodes 702 amino acids. The transcript is spliced from 16 exons. Gene Ontology annotation, molecular function: alpha-1,4-glucan glucosyltransferase (UDP-glucose donor) activity. The record is from RefSeq and is a predicted model, not a curated record.